AUUCCGUCUCUCUAAUGAUCUCUGUAACAAAGGGCGUGAAGAUUAACAUGAUGGCGCAGUGAAAGCUUCUACCCAUUAGACCUUGUGCAUCGGGUCUUCUGCUAUCUCUUGCGACGAUGGAGGCGAUUGGCGCUGUCGCCAGUAUAUUGCAGGUUGCCCAAAUCGGGACACAGCUUUCAAUUGGGUUAUUUCAAAUUGCAGAUGCUAUAGCUUCGGCCAACCAGGAGACGAACUACAUCGCCAAAGACAUCGCUCUUUUCUGUCAGGUCCUCAAAGAUCUUGCCAAAGCGAUUGAAUUUGGCCAAAAAGCUCAACUCUUCAGACAAGAUGCCUUUGAUACGAGCAUUAAGAUCGUUGACGAGUGCAAACGCGUGUUUACUGAAAUUGAGGAUAUCCUGAAAAAAGCGACCAAG
Molecule: messenger RNA, 413 nt
Organism: Bipolaris maydis ATCC 48331
Lineage: Eukaryota; Fungi; Ascomycota; Dothideomycetes; Pleosporales; Pleosporaceae
Biological process (GO): regulation of DNA-templated transcription
Source: RefSeq, a predicted model, not a curated record